UGUUAUUUUUGUCUCUGAUAAAAUAAAUGUCUGGUUAAUGGAUGUCCUGCUUUAAGGCCAGUGAACACGACAUGUUCUUUACGUGUAGAAAAGGCGAUACGUCACUCCAAGAUGACACCGUAACUUCUAUAAAUCAGAAAAGAACACCAUCUUCUUCCGUUUCUACUGAACGAGCCAGUUUUUUGUCCACAGUCACCCUAUCUCGUCUUCUCUCCAAGGGACCAUCUCAAAAGUCGCGCGCCCUCCUGUUCGCCGUAGCCAUCCUCCUUGUGACGAUCACGUGUCUCGUGUUCCUCCUGGGGGUCCGAAUCAUUCGAGGAGAGGAAGAUCGGGGGCAACUGGGAAAGAUACUCCACAAAAUGCUUGACACCUUGUCACAUGGACACUCAAACACAUCCGACACAUUUGUUCUUCGUAAUACUACCACCAUUAAUGCAUUAUAAUAACGAAAUUCAACUGGUUCUUCCAAUGCUUUAGUUAACAUUUAAUGUAGAGCACCUUCAGCAACAAAAACAA
Messenger RNA from Saccostrea cuccullata (small rock oyster), 516 nucleotides. RefSeq lists its product as uncharacterized. The record is from RefSeq and is a predicted model, not a curated record. NCBI's taxonomy places the organism in Eukaryota, Metazoa, Mollusca, Bivalvia, Ostreida, Ostreidae. The transcript has 2 exons. Bases 42 to 443 code for a protein of 133 amino acids.